Patiria miniata (bat star) is the source of this 2660-nucleotide messenger RNA. RefSeq lists its product as uncharacterized. The coding region runs from base 944 to 2047 and encodes 367 amino acids. The record is from RefSeq and is a predicted model, not a curated record. The transcript is spliced from 6 exons. NCBI's taxonomy places the organism in Eukaryota, Metazoa, Echinodermata, Asteroidea, Valvatida, Asterinidae.
AUGGCAGAAAUCAACUUGUAUAUAAUGUACAUGGUUUGCUCCAUUUGGCAAAUGAUGCAAAUAAAUUUGGCCCACUUGAUAAUAUUUCAAGUUUUCCGUACGAGAAUUUUCUUCAUCAGCUGAAACGACUGAUCAGAAAACCAUCCUCACCCCUUCAACAGGUCAUUCGACGUCUCUCAGAGGACAAGGCCCCAAGACAAACAUGUUCAUGUGGGCAGAAAAUAACCAAACCUGAAUGUAAGAAACAACAUAUGAAUGGUCCUUUGCCACCUAACACCAAGGGCUGUCAGCAGUAUACAGAACUGCAUCUUGACUCAUACAGUAUCUCAUCAACUCCCAGUGAUAGUUGCAUCAAAGUGAAAGACAGCGUGUGUGUUGUUCGAAACAUUUUGUGGAAUGGCCAAGUAACUAUUGUAUACGAGGCAUUCAAAACUGUAGAAGACUUUUUUGAUUAUCCUCUACCCUCGGGGUGUUUGGGAAUACACAGAGUUGCUAAGCUUGAUGGUGUGCUCCAUACAUGCUACUUAUCAGAAAUUAAAUGUAAAUGUGUCAUCUUUCCCUGCAAAAGAAGGUAUUUGGUUAUAGCUCUGUCUCAUCAAAUUUGGUAAAAAAAAAUUUCCAUGGUUCCCAUUCUUCUGAGUAUUUCAUGUGUUGCUUUUGUUGUAGUUUCCAGGCUGCUGUUGAAGGGUAGUAAGUUUCAUGAAUUCAUUCUGUCCAUAAAGCGAUGAAAACAAUGUAAAAGGAGAAACUGAUUUUAGUGUCAGCUUAAGUUUUUUUUUAUUGUAGCAAAAGAAUAACUUAUUAUAUGGAAGUGGACUAGAGUUUUUUCCUUGUUUUUUUUGUUUUGAAAAAUGAACAUGGUUUCAAAAAUGUCUUUUCCUAUUUCAUAAAAAAAAAAUUACUCCUCCAAAUAAUGUAUACCCCCAGUUGAUUCGUAGGGGAAAUGUACGCAGUUGUCGAGUUUGUCGAUGUGGGCACUGUGUCACUAGUUGCCGAAAACUGGCUGGCAGAACAAGACAAAAUGGUAAAAUGGCCUACAAAGUACAAGUCACAAAGCAGAAUUGAUAAAGCUGUACAGAAGUGCGAGGCACCCACCAACGAUGAAUAUGAGCAGUUCCCCUGCCGUGUGCUGCUAAAAACAGCCGCUUUUGAGAAAGGUAGGGCUAAAGUGCGACAGGCACAAGACACCUCUGACCUAGCAACGGAAGCAGAGACUGAAGUGCCACCUAAGAGAAGGAAGAGGCCAAACCCACGCUACCAGAUGGAUUCAUCAUCAGAUGAAGAAAUGACUCCAAGGCAGGCAGCCAACAGUCAGAAGACCAUGUUUAACAUCCCAGCAACUUCAACUUCAUUCGUGCCAUCACCACCAGCAAGCCUCAUUCAGUCCGGAUCACCCUCAGGGAGCUUGAUUCAGCCUACCUCACCAUCUGGGAGCCUCAAUCUUCCCAGAUCCUUUUCACCUUGCACAGCAACCGAGAAGAAAAUACUGACAAUGAUAGAACGGUCGAAUAUGAUCGCUGCAGAGAACCGGGCCAUUCUCAUCCAGAUUUUGAGAAAAGUCAACGUCUCAGAGCGGGACCUUGAGAAUGGUGGUCUGCCAGAAGGAGUGACAUUUCCUUUGAAGUUAUUGAAGGAUGUGAGAGAACUUGAGGGCCUUGUUCAAAACUUUGAGAAGGAGAAGCUCUUGGUUACAUACUUAUCCAACAUCGGUGGGGAGAAUCUAGGCAGCACAGUCAGACGAAUUCUUGCCUGCGUCCUUACAAACGAUCUUGCGAAGCAAUACAACUGGAUUGGAAAGGGCACUAAGGAGGCUUUCUGUAAACUUCGUAUGGUCAAUGUUAUACACCGGGCUGUACGAAGAAACCCUACAGUCAGAUCGGCAACCAACGCUGAGAUAGACUCCAUCAUCAAGGAUUGGCUGCGCUAUGCGAAAGACAGAGACGGUGGAAGGGCUAGAAGAGCUGCACGUCAGUCCAGUGUUAACAGUCCUGCACCAAGUGUAAGUCAGGAGUCAACCGAAGACUACGGCUCCAGUGAUGAAAAUUAGAAAAACCGCGGUAAGGUCCAUCAACGAGUGCAGCCUCUUUAAAACUGGAGACUUUAGAUAAGCUGAAAAAUAAGUUUGUUACAUUCUCAGAUAAUCUAGGAUCUGUAGUUAUGAGUCACUUCAUCAGGGUUGUGUUAUGAAUAACAGUUUCUAUCUUUUGUUCGUGUUUACUUGAAGUUGUUUAACCCAAGUAUUAAUCCUACGUUUGGCUUGUAAGCAACACUGUUUGAUCACAAGUGAAAAGUAAAAGAUUGUUUGUGUUAAAAGAGUCAUUUUUGUAAUAAGCCCAUCUUUAGAGUUUUGAAAUAUCUUGAUUACCACAAAUUCCAAUUAUGGUAUCUCUUUCAUUUUGUUGAGCAAAGACUUGACAGGUGGCACAAGCAAAGUCAGUUUGGUGCCUUAAUUGUCUGCGUUAGCCCACAAUAUAAGUUGCCUGUUGGUUCAAAGCAAACUAAAUCUGAAACAAGUUAUAGGCAAUUAUUAUUUUGCUUGAGUUUCAAAAUGAAAGUUCAUUGUUAUAGUUAUAUGCCAUGUCAACUUACCAUGUUUGACAUUACAUAUUUCAGCAGCAAGCCUUUAUGCAUCAAGUAGGAAUACAGCGUUUCAUGAAAAG